Hippocampus comes (tiger tail seahorse) is the source of this 2984-nucleotide messenger RNA. RefSeq names its product lactamase, beta (gene lactb). The transcript is spliced from 6 exons. Gene Ontology annotation, biological process: regulation of lipid metabolic process; proteolysis. The record is from RefSeq and is a predicted model, not a curated record. Gene Ontology annotation, molecular function: peptidase activity. NCBI's taxonomy places the organism in Eukaryota, Metazoa, Chordata, Actinopteri, Syngnathiformes, Syngnathidae. Gene Ontology annotation, cellular component: mitochondrion. Bases 304 to 2052 code for a protein of 582 amino acids.
UAAUCGGAUUUCUGAUGGGUCCCCCGACCUGGUACAGCACUUCUUGGUCAAUAUUGUGGUACUUUGUCAGCUGAGUAAUUUUGUGGUCGACUGCCCCCACAUACAGUACUUGCGUUUUGUUUAUUAUUUUGGUCGUAGUCUGGAGUUGUUUUGAAUCAUCUUUGCAAACCUGGAUUGAAUGUUGACUUAUCUGGCUUUCAUUUGAAUAAUGAUUUGCACUCCAGUCAAUUGUUAUGCCUGUGAUCAAAUGUUGGAGGGUAGUGCUGUGCUGACCUACAUUUGCAUGGCUGAGUCGGUCGCUCGAUGUUUUCAGAAUCGGUAUUCAAUUCAUCAGGUCUGGCUCGCCGUGACAAACCUAAUGGGAGUUUUCCAACCUACGUCCCAUCGAAGCAAAGUGUUUUGACCAAGAAAAAGACGCUUUAUUCCUUUAAAAUGUACCACUUGUUGGUGCCACGUAGUUUAUGUGUCAAUUCAAUACUUUUGCCCACGCGUGUGUCCGCUCUGCGGAUCGCAAAAGCUGCUGCGCGAGCUAGGCCGCGCAGCCUGCCAAAUGUUUUGAACCAAAGACGAUGCUACGUGAGCGGCGCCACCCCAACCUUGUCACAAAACUUUACACGGUUUUCCUUGGUGUGGGUCAGCGGGAUCGGUGUGGGUCUUGCCGUGGUCUUUGGACUGAAAUAUCACGCGAGGGAAAACAACGGUUUGUGUGACAAUACAGCGACGGAACCACCGAAUCGUCGAUACGAGGCUGCAAUCAAAUCGAGCCGAAUCUUGGUGGAACGGAUCCAGGUAGGCGCCCAGACUGAGUUUGGAGCUCCCGGCGUGGUGGUGGGGGUGUCGGUAGAUGGAGUUACUGUCUGGUGUGAAGGGAUCGGUUAUGCCGAUUUGGAGAAUCGUGUUCCGUGUGGCCCGGAAACUGUGAUGAGAAUUGCCAGCAUCAGUAAGUCCUUGACGUCUGCAGUUUCUGCGCGCCUCCGUGAGGAAGGGAAACUUGAUCUCGAUGCGCCCGUCCAGAAAUAUGUACCAGAGUUUCCACAAAAACAGUUUGAUGGUCAGAAUGUCACAAUAACCCCUCGCAUGAUUCUCUCACACCUCAGUGGUAUACGGCAUUACGAGAAGGACGCCACUAAAGUGAGGGAGGACAUGGAGAAAGCCAAGCGACUUUUGAAGUCGGUGACGGAGAAAAUGGAGGAUAAGAGCUUGUGUGAAAAUAAAGGUGAGCCCACUAAAGAGCAGAGCGCCCAAUCCAAAGAGGCUUCGUGUGGAAAGCAGAAAAAAGAGUUUGACCACGAAGAAUACUAUUUGACGGACAAUUUUGAAAGUGUCACUCAGGCGUUGGACCUCUUUAAGGACGACCCGCUCAUUUUUAAACCAGGCACAACAUUCUUGUACUCCACCCAUGCCUACACCCUCCUCAGUGCUAUCAUCGAGCAGGCUGCUGGCCAGCGCUUCCUGGAUGUCAUGGCCAACCUCUUCCGGGAACUUGGAAUGUUCAGUACUGUGCCAGAUCAAAACGAACCCGUCAUUUACCAUCGCUCCAGAUAUUACCGUCUGAACAAGCGAGGUCGGGUGGUCAACUGCCCGUACGUGGACAACUCGUACAAGUGGGCAGGCGGCGGCUUCCUUUCCACGGUGGGGGAUCUGCUGCUGUUUGGUAAUGUUUUGCUCUACAGCUACCAGAUGGCCCACGUUAAGGAAACUGAAGGGUUGCUGCCCGGCUUCCUCAAACCCCAAACCGCUGUGGAACUCUGGACGCCGGCGGACAAAACGGAGGUCAACUGGGACAAGGACGUAUGGUACGGCCAAGGCUGGCUGGUAGUGGAGAAAGAGCAGAAAUGUGGGCAGUGCAGGAAGCGCAGGCACUACGUUUCGCACACAGGGAGCGCUGUGGGGGCCAGCAGUGUCCUGUUGGUGUUGCCCAGUGAGGAAAUCGGGCAGAAGACCCUCCCGCAGGGAGUGGUGGUCAGCAUUCUCACCAACAUGCAUUCUGUGAGACUCAACAGCACAGCCCUGAAAAUUGCACACGAGUUUGACGAAGCCAAAAGCGCGUAAAAUGUUUCCAGAAAAUGUGACUGCUUUAAAUUUUUAUAUAGCUUUAAGAGUUUGCUGUUGUUUACCGAUGUAUUUUUGUCGGAAAUUUUGAAAAAAAUUCUUGCACUAGACAGUGAUACCUCGCAGUUUUUAAUACGAGGGAUGUGACAAGCAGAAGUCAAAGUAAUCAUGAUUCCAGGCCUCAUAGAACAAAUAUUUCUUAAUGUUCAAUGAAAAGCAACCAUUAUCAAAAUGGAUUAGUUCCUCAAUUAUUUUUAAUGAACUUGUUUUGGCCAAAGAUUUUUCGACUAGCCCUUCCCUAAUGAGUGCGAAUGACCAUUUCACAUUUGAUGAACUUUUAUUAUUCCGACUCAUGAUCAAAGAGCUCAAAGACACACGGCCAAUAAUGCAGUCCGACCACAAAAAUGGAGCCCAACCAGUUUUUGUAAUGCUCUUUGGAAAGUGCUUGAACUGAAGCAGUUGUUGCCUUCUUCAUUUUCAGCAUAUAAUUAUGCGCGUUGAGGUCGUCUUUUUGGUAUUAUGUGGGUUGGACCAAUGGACAGUGUUUUAUAAUAUUGUUUCAAGUGUAAAGUUUUGAGGAAACAUGAAAAAUGUUUCGAAUUCUCUCCACUAGAUGGUGCUCACCCCUAAAAAUGGCAGCAUCGAUGGAAGGGAUGUAUUCCGUUAAUACCACAAAAAAAAGUGUUAUGUAGAAGGGAAACUGUUGUGUUUUGCUUUGGCGAUUUUCAGCGUGUAUUUAAUUGCCGUUUUGACAUUUUUAUUGUAUCAAUUAACCUUCUGUCACAGUGGUGCAACUUUGAGUGUAACAAAUGGAAUUUGAAAGGUGUGCUUUGGUUUGGCUCCCCCCCCCCAAAAAAAAAAUCACACCAUGGUCAUAUGAUUUCACAUUGCUUGUAUUUACAGAAUCACAGCCAUUGAACCAUCAACUGAAA